Messenger RNA from Paramecium sonneborni, 322 nucleotides. NCBI's taxonomy places the organism in Eukaryota, Ciliophora, Oligohymenophorea, Peniculida, Parameciidae. The record is from the annotation of a GenBank genome assembly.
UAUUAGUUUAAAUUAGAAAAUGCUAGUUAAUUAUUCUGACAGUGAAGAUGAUUCAAAAUAAAAUGGUAAUAAAGAAGUGAUUAAUAUUCCACCUGAAAUAUAAAAAUAGAUGUAAUAAACAAAACUUAUACCUGUUGAACCAUCUAUUGUAAAAAAGAGAAAACCAAAUCCAUCGGAACAGAAAAUACCUAAUGCAUUUUUAAAAUGUGAUGGAAAAAUAGAUUAAGAAAUAAAUAAAUAAAUAAGUUAACAAAAUGUUUAAGAAAAUAUAUUCAUACCUAGUCAGCUUCUAUGCAAAAAAAGCAAUGUUUCUAUUGAAUGA